UUGAGACUUCGCUUUGGUGACGUGUUCAGCCUACAGAUGGGCUGGAAGCCAGUGGUCAUUAUCAAUGGAAUAAAGGCUGUGCAGGACAUGCUGGUGACCUGUGGAGAGGAUACCUCAGACCGUCCACCAACACCCAUCUUUGAAUUCUUGGGCUUGAAGCCCAAAUCCCAAGGUGUGAUCCUUGCAUCUUAUGGACCUGAGUGGCGAGAACAGCGGAGAUUCUCUGUGUCCACCCUGCGCAACUUCGGCUUGGGCAAGAAGUCACUGGAGGAGUGGGUGACCACGGAGGCCGGCUGCCUCUGUGCCGCCUUUGCUGACCACAAAGGACGUCCCUUCAAUCCCAACACCCUCCUGAACAAAGCCGUGUGCAAUGUGAUUUCGUCCCUCAUUUAUGCCCGUCGCUUUGAUUAUGAAGACCCCUACUUCAUCAAAAUGUUGAAAAUACAGGAAGAUAGCUUGAAAGAGGUCUCUGGCUUCAUUCCUCAGGUAAGAGGCUCAGGGUAGUUUGCAGGGCCCUUU
Messenger RNA from Nannospalax galili (Upper Galilee mountains blind mole rat), 519 nucleotides. RefSeq names its product cytochrome P450 2D10-like. The annotation marks the transcript as partial. Gene Ontology annotation, cellular component: intracellular membrane-bounded organelle; cytoplasm. The transcript is spliced from 3 exons. Lineage: Eukaryota; Metazoa; Chordata; Mammalia; Rodentia; Spalacidae. Gene Ontology annotation, biological process: arachidonate metabolic process; xenobiotic metabolic process. Gene Ontology annotation, molecular function: oxidoreductase activity, acting on paired donors, with incorporation or reduction of molecular oxygen, reduced flavin or flavoprotein as one donor, and incorporation of one atom of oxygen; heme binding; iron ion binding. The record is from RefSeq and is a predicted model, not a curated record.